Molecule: messenger RNA, 1302 nt
Organism: Oppia nitens
Lineage: Eukaryota; Metazoa; Arthropoda; Arachnida; Sarcoptiformes; Oppiidae
Product: 4'-demethylrebeccamycin synthase-like
Exons: 2
Coding region: 1-1302 (433 amino acids)
Molecular function (GO): UDP-glycosyltransferase activity
Source: RefSeq, a predicted model, not a curated record
AUGCCUACAAAACUAACAGUCCUGUUUGCACCGGCUUAUGGAUUGAGUCGACUAAAUGCAAGUAUUGCUUUGGCUGAGGAACUGAUAGCCAGAGGACAUCGGGCAGUAUUUGCUAUCGAUCAGGCCUACAGAGGACAGGUAGUCAAACGUGGUAUACAAGAGUUGCUACACUCUCUACCCGAGCAAGUGGACAGAGACGCCAAAGACGCCGACGAUUGGCAUCAAUAUGUGGCCAAUAAUGCCGGUGCACUCAAAGGCGACUCACUAGAGAUUGCCGGCGGUUAUUGUGUACAACAGUUUGAUAGACAGUUGGCUGAAUGUCGAGCACUUGAUGAACACUACCGGAGCGUUGUUGAUAUCAUACGACCCGAUGUUAUAGUUGUAAACAGUUAUGUAUGCGCGCCGGCAUUGGUCGGCUCAGGUAUUCCAUGGGUUAACCUAAUAUCGUGUACACCGUUGUUGGCACUUAACGAUCAAACACUUCCGCCACCUUUUUCAGGAUUGCCAUUUAAGGCUAGUAUCGAUGAUUGGCAUCGAUAUCGGCAUCAAUUUGACGACAAAUUUGCUGGCAUUCAACAAACUAUCAACGAAUGGUAUUCAGCUGCCGGUGUUGGAGCACAGUUAGCCGAUAGACAACUUGUACUACAAUCGCCCCAUUUGAACAUCUAUGUCUAUCCCAAAGUGUUGGACUAUUAUUCAGGAAAUACACUGUUGGCCAACAAUUGGCUGCGUGUGGACAGUCUGGUUGCCAGUACUACAGGCUCGCAGCCGUUUGAAUUACCAGAAAAAUUUCGGGGAAAGGUGGGCAAACUUGUACUGAUCAAUAUGGGACGGGUAGGCAGUGGCGAUCUAGCUUUGAUGAACAAACUGGUUGCACAUCUAACCAAUUCCGAGCAUCGAUUUAUUGUGGUUACCGGUUCUCUCACUGAUAAACUAGUACUACCAGAUAACAUGUGGGGACAGUCGUACGUAUCGCAUGUAUCAGUACUACCUAAAGUUGAUCUCCUGAUCACUAACGGCAACAAUCAAUCGGUUUCGGAGGCCAUCAGUUACAGCAAACCGGUUAUAGUGUUGCCGCUGUUUGGCGAACAUUUCGAGAGUGGCCAACGAGUAAAGGAACUGGCAUUGGGACUGACACUAUGUCCCUAUACAUGUAGUAUGACUUCGUUGGUCGCAUCAGUAGACGCGUUGGUCGACGACAAAUAUCUCCACAAACGGCUGUCACUAAUUGGCAAAUAUAUGGAAAAUAGCGGCGAAAAUCAAAAGGCUGUCAAUCUAUUGGAAAGUAUUUGUAAUAAAUAA